Oryzias latipes (Japanese medaka) is the source of this 2547-nucleotide messenger RNA. RefSeq names its product DEAH (Asp-Glu-Ala-His) box polypeptide 40 (gene dhx40). Gene Ontology annotation, cellular component: intracellular anatomical structure. Gene Ontology annotation, molecular function: RNA binding; 3'-5' RNA helicase activity. Lineage: Eukaryota; Metazoa; Chordata; Actinopteri; Beloniformes; Adrianichthyidae. The record is from RefSeq and is a predicted model, not a curated record.
AUAAAGGUGUUAUAUAGUUUGCUGUUUACUUUUUUUAUGCUCGAACUUUAUUUAAAAAAAAUGCAAAAGCAAUGCACUUGGGCUUCCGUUGUCACGUGACCAAGAGAACGUCCAACUGCAAGCCAGAACGGGUUUGAUGGCGGAAGUCGUCAAUGCUUUGUCGUGUUUUUAAAGCGCAUUUAAAAGCGGUGGGUUAGGCUUUUAAAAUCUGUUUUACACUGUAAAUGAUCCCUUGCAGUUCUGGUUUGGUAAUUUGUCCGUGACGUCGCUUCCAUCUCAGGAGAUGGAAUCAAAGAAUCUGCCAAUAUAUCACCAGAAAAGCAAAUUAGUCCAGGCCGUCAGGGAAAACUCGUUCUUGAUAGUUAGUGGAGAGACUGGAAGUGGAAAGACGACACAACUUCCACAGUAUCUUUAUGAAGCGGGUUUUUGCAAAGAUGGCAACAUCGGCAUCACUCAGCCUCGCAGGGUGGCUGCCAUCACAGUGGCCCAGAGGGUAGCUCAGGAGAUGCAGUGCUCUCUGGGAAAAGAAGUUGGAUACCAAGUACGCUUUGAUGACUUCACGUCACCAAGCACGGUGGUGAAGUACAUGACAGACGGCUGUUUGCUCCGAGAGGUGCUCGCAGACCCUGGGCUCUCUGCCUACGGCGUUAUCAUUCUGGAUGAAGUCCACGAACGCAGCCUCAACACAGACAUUCUGCUGGGCUUAUUGAAGAAGGUCUUCUCCAAUCCUUCUACGGCCACCAAAGGCAGGUCUUUCCCCCUGAAGGUGGUGGUGAUGUCUGCUACCUUGGAAACAGACAAACUGUCAGUUUUCUUCAACGACUGUCCUGUUUUCACUAUUCCUGGAAGGGUGUUCCCUGUUACCUGCAAGUUUGGGACAGCUGUUGGACCCAAGGACCUAGAAAGCACUGGUUAUGUCAAAGAGGUGGUGAAGGUGGCUCUGAAUGUUCAUACCACUGAAAUGGCUGGUGAUAUUUUGGUGUUUUUGACAGGCCAAGUAGAGAUUGAGCGCGCGUGCGACCUGCUGUUUGAAAAAGCAGAGAGCAUCGAUUAUCGCUACGAUGUGUACGACCAAACGGUGGAGGGCCUUCUCAUCCUCCCGCUGUAUGGAUCCAUGCCCACUGAUCAGCAGAAGCAGAUUUUUCAGCCCCCGCCUCCAGGAAUAAGGAAGUGUGUCGUAGCCACUAACAUUGCAGCAACGUCCUUGACUAUAAAUGGCAUAAAGUAUAUUGUAGACAGUGGCUUUGUGAAGCAACUCAACCACAACUCCAGGGUGGGCUUGGAUGUGUUGGAGGUUGUUCCUAUUUCAAAGAGCGAGGCGUGUCAAAGAGCCGGCCGGGCCGGAAGAACUUCUGCUGGCAAAUGUUUUCGGAUCUACACGGCCGAGUUCUGGGAGAAGUGCAUGCCUGAGUACACGGUCCCUGAGAUCCAGAGGACCAGCCUGACUGCAGUGAUUCUCACUCUCAAGUGUCUUGGCAUUCAUGAUGUCAUCAGGUUUCCUUAUCUGGCCUGUCCCGAGGAGAGAUUUAUCCUGGAGGCACUGAAGCAGCUCUAUCAGUUUGAUGCCAUUGACAGGAGAGGGAGAGUGACUAAGUUGGGGGAGCUGAUGGUGGAGUUCCCGCUGCACCCCGGCCUGACCCGGGCUCUACUUAAAGCCGCCUCGCUCGGCUGUCAGGACCUGCUGCUCCCCGUGGCCGCCAUGCUGUCUGUGGAGAACAUCUACAUCAGGCCAGGUGAGCCUGAAAAGCAGAAGGAGGCGGACACCAGGCACAAGGCGUUGGCUGCUAAAACUGGCAGUAUGAAUGACUUUGCUCUGCUCCUCACAGUGUUCCAGUCUUGUAAAUCCAGUGACAGACCAUCGGCAUGGUGUAAGGACAACUGGAUCCACUGGAGGGCGCUAAAGUCGGCCUUUAGUGUGGAGACUCAGUUGCGAGAGAUUCUGCUCCGCCUCCAGCAAAAAAGAGAUUUCCCUGUGGAAACUUUUGAUGGUAAUAAAAGUGAGCUCUUCAGGCAAUGUCUGUGCACAGGAUACUUUACAAAUGUCGCCAGAAGGUCUGUUGGAAAAGUGUUCUGCACCAUGGAUGGCCAUGGAUCCAUGGUGCACAUUCAUCCAUCGUCGUCGCUGUUUGACCAGGAGGCGGAGCUGAACUGGGUCAUUUUCCAUGAUGUGAUGGUGACCUCCAGGGUCUACAUCCGGACGGUGUGUCCGAUCCGAUACGAGUGGGUGAAGGAUUUGUUACCGAAGCUUCAUGAAGUGGACGUCUACGAGCUGAGCAGCGUUGCAAGACAGGAAGUUACUGAUGAUGAGAUGAAGAAAUGGGAGACCAAAGAGGCAGCAAAAAGACAACAAGACGUCUUAAAUGAAGAUGCGAUGAAGAAACUGGAAAAAAGAAAUAAUGAAGCCACAGUCAGCGAUGCUCGAGCUCGCUAUUUGGAACGAAAGAAGCAAAGAGAACAGAGCAAAGCCCUCUGACAUGAAGGACUUCCUUCUGACAGAUCAGACUGUUGUUUUGAUGACAAAACUAAUAAAGAUUUAUUCCACUGCUA